CCCAACGGUCAUCUUCUAUUUUCAAUUCUAAAAGCCAUACACUCCUCCAAACUUCAAAUUCCUUGACUUUACCCCUACUGUUUUUCCUCUCUUCCGCUCCUCCUUCUGUAUCUCCGAACAAAUGGAAUCUCAGUAACCAGAUUAACCCUUUACUCUCAUCUACAGAGAAACCAAGAACAAACAAGUAACUGCCGAAUCCAACUGCAUCUUCUCUAAUGGGUUGCUUUUUUGCUUGUUUUGGUGCAUCAAAAGAUGCCAAACACCGCAAACUUCGACACCGGGUUCACUCUCCCGGUCAUCUAAGAGUUGCAAGUUAUAAUCCUCCGGUGAAGUCUACGGUUUAUUCAGCAGAGCAAUACUCUGAAAAACCUGUGACCCCUGUUUCAGGAGUGGGGAUUAAGGCUGAUGAGGAGCAGUUGAGCUCGGGUACUCGAAAGAAAGUUACUUUCGAUUCUAAUGUCAAAACCUUUGAGCCUAUUUUGCCUGAGGAGGUCACUAGUUAUUUACCAGAGAUCAGUGAAGUUAGAAAGCAAGAGAAGGAGAAGGAGAGAGAGAAGGAAAAUUUAGUGAAAUCAAAGCAAGAGAUGGAGAAGGAGGAAGAGAAGGAAAAUUUAGUGAAAUCAAAGCAAUCUCAGUCUUCUUCUGAAGCUAGUUCCAUUACAUCAAGUUCGGGCUCUUAUCCUUCAAAUUAUAGAUACCAAAACUGCAGAGAAAGUGAUGAUGAAGAAGAUGAACUGGAAUUGGAUAGUGAUCUUGAUAAUGACGAGGACGAGGAGGAUGACAAGGAGGUGGAUUUUGAUGAUAUGUCUGAGGAUGAUGACAAUGAUAUGGUUGCUAAAUCAAGAAUAGCUGUGGGCAAAGCUGAUACAAGAAAGGCUGUUGACAGUUCUUUGGUAACAAGUCGUUUGGAUGAGGGAGGUCUGAAGCCGAUUCAGGAUAAUCGAAGGGUAAGAGAUAGAAGUGCUUAUGUCCAUUCUGUUUUGAACCCAGUUGAAAAUCUCACUCAAUGGAAAGCUGUGAAGAAUAAGGGGAAACCGCAAUUGAAGCACCAGAAAGAGAAUUUCACAGACGAUCAAGAACCCCGGGCUUCUUUUAGCUUGGAGCCGAGUUUUAAGGAAUUAUCUUUAAGCUUCAAAACAAAAUCUGGCAAUCAAUCCAAGAAGCCGCCAAACCAAGAAGUUGCAGUUGAUGCUAGCCUCUCAAACUGGUUGCCAUUUUCAGAAACUACACCGAUUAACAAGAGUAGCUCAAUUUCGUUGAACACUACACCCGAGAAAACCAUGUCACAAGGAUCAAACUCACUGUGGAGCCAAGAAGAUAGACCUAUUUUAGGUGCGCUAACUCUGGAAGAAAUCAAGCAGUUUUCGUCUUCUUCUUCACCAAGGAAGUCACCAAGUCGAAGCCCUGAUGAGAUGCCCAUAAUAGGGAGUGUUGGGAGCUAUUGGAGUCCCACAAGCAAUGCCAAGGAUUCUGGCUCAGUGUCUUCUUAUAAAGGCAUACCAAACACCACUAGCAAGUACAGAGAGGAUAAGGCAGUAAAUUGGUACUCUACCCCAUUUGAAACAAGGCUGGAGAGAGCUUUGAAUAGAAAUUCUGCUGGUUACUCAACUCAUAAGUUUAAUGUUUGUCAGAAGGAUUGAUUGAGAGGUUUUGGAGUUUUUUUUGUGUGUGUGUGUUCAACAUCUCUUCUUUUAUGAUUACUUCUGUGAAUUAUAGUUUUGUAGUAGGCUGUGACGUUUGAUUGUUGUAAUUCUUUUGUUUUUUGACUGAUAAGUGAUGAAAUUAAUUGAUUGUUUACUUA
Molecule: messenger RNA, 1801 nt
Organism: Mangifera indica (mango)
Lineage: Eukaryota; Viridiplantae; Streptophyta; Magnoliopsida; Sapindales; Anacardiaceae
Product: myb-like protein X
Exons: 4
Coding region: 216-1640 (474 amino acids)
Biological process (GO): male meiosis II
Source: RefSeq, a predicted model, not a curated record